AUGGCCCAACAGACAGGCUCUACCCUCUCUCUUCGUGCUCAAGAUGCCUCAGCCGCAGCAGCCCAGAACCUGAUGUGGGACAUCCUAGUCGACACCUGGUGCCCCUCAUCCAACCCAAACGGCUACAUCAACGUCGGCGUCGCAGAGAACGCCCUCAUGCACACCGAACUUCUUGAAUACCUAAACAAGAAUCCAGAAAUACCAGCCGAAUAUCUCACCUACAACGACGGCGGCGGCGGCUCAAACAGACUUCGGCGCGCGAUCGCCCAAUUUCUAAACCGCCACUUGAAGCCCGUCACACCGCUUGAUGCGGAGCAGUUAGUCGUUACGAACGGCGUCUCCCCCGCCAUCGAACAUGUCUCGUGGGCGUUUGCGGAUCCCGGAGAGGGAAUUCUGCUUGGAAGGCCGUUCUACGGCACUUUCAUUCCUGAUCUCUCGACGCGGCCUGGUGCAACGGUCGUCCCUGUGAAUUUCGACGACGUGGAUCCGUUUAGUGCGGAGGCUGUUUCGAAAUAUGAAGAUGCCCUUCUUUUCUUCCAGGAAUCAACCGGGAAGAGAGUCAAGGCUUUGAUGCUAUGUCACCCACAUAACCCGCUGGGUCGAUGCUACCCCCGCGAGGUGAUUAUCAAGUUGAUGCAGCUCUGCCAGAAGUAUCAGAUCCAUUUGAUCAGCGACGAGAUCUACGCAUUAUCCGUCUUUGAGAAUACCGUGGACGAGUAUCCUCCACCGGCCAAAUUCGAGUCCGCGCUCUCAAUCGAUUUGAACAAUAUCAUUGAUCCCAAGCUCGUGCAUGUACUUUGGGGCAUGAGCAAAGACUUUGGCGCAAACGGGAUCCGUCUCGGCGUGAUAAUUUCCCAAUUCAGCGCCGAAUUUCACGGUGCGCUCAGGGCGAUAUCGCUUUACUCGUAUUCCUCAGGAAUCGCAGAUCACAUGGUCGCUGGUCUAUUGGAAGAUGACGCGUUCACAGAGUCAUAUAUCAAAGAGAACCAAAAGAGGCUCUCAGAGUCUUACGCAUUCGCGGUGGAAUUCUUGAAGAAAAAUGGCAUCGAGCACGCGACUGGUUGUAAUGCUGCGUUUUUCCUUUGGGUGGAUCUGGGAAAGAGAUAUAGGGAGUUGCAUCCGGAGAUACUUGCGGAGGAGGAGGUUGGAGAGAAGAUUAUGCAGCGGUUGUUGCAGGAGAAGGUGUUUUUAGCUAGUGGGGCGUUGUUUGGGUCGGAGAAGGAUGGAUGGUUUAGGAUUGUGUUCACGCAGCCGAGGGAUUAUUUGGAGCUUGCGCUGAAGAAGAUUGUUAAAGCUGUGGAAGAGUGA
Messenger RNA from Penicillium subrubescens, 1308 nucleotides. Its product is annotated as putative aminotransferase. NCBI's taxonomy places the organism in Eukaryota, Fungi, Ascomycota, Eurotiomycetes, Eurotiales, Aspergillaceae. The coding region runs from base 1 to 1308 and encodes 435 amino acids. The transcript has a single exon. The record is from RefSeq and is a predicted model, not a curated record. Gene Ontology annotation, biological process: amino acid metabolic process; biosynthetic process. Gene Ontology annotation, molecular function: transaminase activity; pyridoxal phosphate binding.